Messenger RNA from Yarrowia lipolytica CLIB122, 2439 nucleotides. RefSeq lists its product as uncharacterized. Gene Ontology annotation, cellular component: membrane. The record is from RefSeq and is a predicted model, not a curated record. Gene Ontology annotation, biological process: intracellular calcium ion homeostasis; transmembrane transport; monoatomic cation transport. NCBI's taxonomy places the organism in Eukaryota, Fungi, Ascomycota, Dipodascomycetes, Dipodascales. Gene Ontology annotation, molecular function: monoatomic cation transmembrane transporter activity.
AUGGCGCAAAUACGAGGCAAGUUGCGGAAGGCACUGGUGUCUCUGGCAGCCCUGUCUGUCUUUGUGCUCUGUGUUCUGGCCAUUCCUCGAUCCCAUUCCAUCUCGGGCGCCAACAGACUGCUUAACAAAAGAGACGUUCUCCCGGAAGAUGAAUGCUCCAACGUGCGACACAUUCCACGAGCUGACCAGUGCGAGUUCGUCAAGCUGCACUGCUCAGAAGACGAAAACACCUUCAUCGAUUACAUGCAGGUCUACUACUGCUCGCCUUAUGGACAACGACCCUUCCUGCUGAUCAUGCUGCUUCUGUGGCUGCUGACAUUGUUUAUGACACUCGGAAUCGCCGCCAGCGACUUUCUGUGUCCCAAUUUGGGCACCAUCUCCUCACUGCUGGGCAUGAGCGAGUCGUUGGCGGGAGUCACAUUCCUGGCCUUUGGAAACGGAUCCCCUGACUUAUUCUCUACCUACUCGUCCAUGAAGAUUGGAUCAGGUUCGCUUGCCAUCGGAGAACUCAUUGGUGCUGCCAGUUUCAUCAGCGCUGUUGUCGUGGGAGCCAUGGCACUUGCCCGGCCGUUCAAGGUCGCUCGAAAGUCGUUUGUUCGAGACAUUGGCUUCUUUACCGCCGCUGUGCUGUGCACUAUGGCGUUUAUUUCGGACGGAAAACUACGUCGGUCCGAAUGCAUUCUCAUGCUCAUCAUCUACAUGAUCUACGUCGCCACUGUUGUUUCCUGGCAUUAUCACUACACCAAGAAGCGCCAGGCAUACCUUUCUGAGAUCCGAGCGCGAGAGUUCUUUCUUGAUGCUGGACAAGAGGCUAAUGUGAUUGAAGAUGAAGAGGUUGGAGAAUCUUCAAACUCGGUUCUGCAAGACGGUUUCGAUAGAGAGGGAUUCUUGUCUCUGACAAACUCAGACGACGCUUCCAGAACCUCCAGAUCUCCCGUCAAGAGUCCCCAGACACCUACAGCAAAUAACCUAUCGCCCCACCCUAAUCCCCAUGCUCCUCAUGGACGUUCUUUGUCUCCCCACGGUCGUCUGCCUGAUCGUGGACGGUCCCCUCUGGCCGUGGAACGUCUUAGAACCGAGCACGCCCAGUCUAGAAGCUAUUCACCUUUGGAUAACAGAUCCAGCCCUAUUAUCACCCCUGUCCACUCUCAUCCUUCUUCCCACAGUCAUCGAAACGUGCCCCGUAUCGUUACUCAUAAUUUGGAUCUCGAUGAGGACGAGGAAGAAGACAGAUAUACGGGGCUAACGUCCUCUAUGCGUCUGCCUACUCCCCUGCACACAACCCAUCGAGUUCACGAUUCUGCGCCUAUCAGACCGUCUCUGUAUGGUGCCCUCGACUUUAGAGACCGAAUCAACAAUCUUAAUGACGGUGAGGAUCAUCAUGCUCACAACCAUUCAGAUUUGAUUCACUCACCUCUGACUCGUCGAUUAGACACUGAACUCUCACCCGUUCCCUCCUCCAUCGAACCCAUGUGGUCCAACGUCAAGGAGGUGACUGAGAGUGCUUGGGUCGUGGCUCUGUUCCCUACCCUGACUGAUUUCUGGUCCAAGUCGUUCAUGGGAAUGGUGUCCAGUGUCAUCACGGCUCUCCCUGUCUUCCUCCUAUCCAUCACUAUCCCCGUUGUGGAGUCUGUGGUUGAAGAGCCUCAGGUUCCCAAUGCUUCCGAGCCCGUGUCUGCUUAUUCUGAUGAUGCUUCGUUUGUGUCCAAUAACACUGCUACAACGAACCCUUUGUUGGCUGCUGAGAGCGAAAACAAGGUACUUUAUAAUAUGGCUCGACGAAACAAGAUUCUUGUGAUUGUGCAGGCCAUGCUGGCUCCUCCCGUCAUCAACAUUCUCAUGCUAGAUGAGGUCCCCGGAGUAUGGGGAACUAUUUUCUGCAUUAUCUGUUCCAUGACGCUAAUGUGGCUGGCAGCCACUAACUACGACAGAAUGGUGCAGUCUGGCCAGUACCGCUUCCUCGCGUUCUUCGGCUUCCUGACUUCCAUUGCGUGGGUGUCUCAUAUCGCGGAUGUUGUGGUUGGUGUUCUCAAGGCUUUGGGUGCCAUUCUGGGCAUUUCUGACCCCGUUCUGGGUCUCACUGUGUUUGCCUUUGGUAACUCACUGGGAGAUCUGAUUGCCAACACUACCAUUGCCAAGAUGGGAUUCCCAAUGAUGGCUCUCUCUGCUUGCUUCGGUGGCCCUCUUCUGAACGUUCUUGUGGGAGUCGGAGUGUCUGGUCUCAUUGUUACCAGCUCUCCUGGUAAUGCAGUCAAAAACGGCAGCUACCACAUUGAGAUCAGCGGGACUCUUAUUAUUUCUGCUGCCACGCUGUUUCUGACGCUGGUCAUCACCAUGGUGAUGGUUCCCUUGGCUCGAUGGCACAUGACCAAGACAAUUGGAGUGACCAUCAUCAGUAUCUGGACCAUUUCCACAAUUGUCAACGUCAUCUUCAUUUAA